AUGGAAAAGCUCUUACAAAAAUGUUUACAUGUGAACAGCUCAGAAAAUGGAUUAGACGAAGAAGAAAGUGUUUUUCAAACAUGCAAAAUAUUUGUAGGUUUAGAGAAUGAAAUAUCUGAUGUGAAUUGUAUAGAAAAUAAAAAUAUGGGUAAUGAUUUUUUAUGUGGUUUUGAUAAUUAUGCAAAAAAGAAUUGUGUGGAAGGUAUAUGGAUGGAUGAAUUGAAUGGAAGAAAAUCUGGAUAUAUGAAUUUAAAUGAAUAUUGUGAAAAUAAAUUUAAUACCUAUUUUAAUAUUGAAUAUAUAGAUUAUCCUUUAAAAUUUUAUAAAACUAUUUAUUUCAAUUUUAUAAGUUCUUUUGGUGAAAAUGAAGAUAGAAAAUGUAUUCUAAAUGAAAAUAUGAAUAUUUUAAAUAAUUUUUAUGAACAUAUAAGAAAUCAGAAAUAUAUUUUAUUACAUAAUGCACAUUCAAUUCCACAUGAAAAGAAAAAAAUGAAUAGUAAUUAUAAAAAUGGUGAUGCACAUAUGUGUAGUGAUAAUAUUAUAUCUAUAGCUGAUGGUGUAUCAUCUAUUAAAAAUAGUGGAAUUAAUGUAAGUAAUUUUUCAAAUGAUCUUUUAAAAAAAUGUUUAAAUUUACAUUUAUAUAGAUGUAUAAACAAAUCAUUAUUUGAAUAUCAAAAUGAUAUUAUAUUUAAACAUUAUAAUUUAACAUAUAAAAAUCAUGAAAUACUUAAACCAAUUAUAUGCAGAAGUGCUUGUUCAUCUAAUUUCUUAGGUGCAUCUACACUUUUAUUUGCUUCAGUUGAUAAUGACAAACUACAUAUAUGCACUAUUGGUGAUUGUCAAAUGCUCAUUAUCAAUAUGAAGGAAUAUUAUUUCAAACAGAAAUUUUUUCAAAAAAUUAAUAUAAAAGUACAAACUUCCAAACAAAUCUUGAGCUUAGAAAAAAGAGAAAGCAAUGUAACUACAAUAGUUGAGGAAGAAAAAGAAAAUGGUUAUAGUAAUAUAGAUAAUCAAAUAUUGAAUUCAAAUCAAAAUAAUAUUGUUGAAAAUAAAUAUGAUAAUUUUAAACAAUCUACUUCUUCUUCUUCAUUAAAUUUUGAUAUGUCAGAUAAAAAAAUGGAUAAAGAAAAUGUUAACUCUUUGGAUGAACUAAUAUAUGACAACUCAAAAUCAGAAAUAUCAAAAUGUGAAUCAUCCAAGUGUAAGUUAUCAGAUUUGGCCCAUUCCGAUUUGUCAAAACAAUUAUCAGUCAAAUCCAAAAUGGAAUUAUCAAAUAUUACCUCAUCUCAUAUGUUGUUAGAUCACACCCAAAAUAUCAAUACCAUCAGUGUAGGAAGUGAUAAGACAUAUACAGAUACUAAUAAAUCCUCAAUAAGUGACUUAUAUUUAAAAAGAAAUAAACUAUGUGAGAAUAUUCUUUAUAGUGAUAUAAAUGACAAUAUGAGUGUUGAAGAAAGUGAGGAAACCAUUUUAUAUGUAGAAUAUGAGAUUGAUGAGGAUAUAUAUGAAAAAUUUCAAAAGUGCAUAUCUGAGUGUGAUUAUAAAAUAGGUGAUUUAUCAUUUAAAUUAAAGGAAGAAAUUGCAUAUGAUGGUUCGAAUAUUAGAUCUGAUACUAUAAUAUCUCAUACUUUUUCAGAUACUACAGAAAAUGAUAUAUCAGAAAAUGAAAAGAUCGAUAAAAAGUACGUAUCAGGUAUGACAAAUACAUUAGAUAAUGAAACGGGAUAUAGAAAUUUGUUGAAGUUUUUUCAAAUAGAUAGAAAUUACAUUAUGAAGAAAAAAAAAAAUAAAUAUGAUGAUGUUCAGAGUAAUAAGGUAAAUCUUUCUUAUGACUGGAUGAAUGAUAUUGACAAUGAGGAAUACAAUAGUAAGGAAUCGAAUAAAUUACAAGAGGAUAAAACAAAAUUAAAUAAUAAAAAUAAUUAUAAUAAUAAUAAUUAUUAUUAUUAUAGUUGUAAGAGCAAAAAUACUUUUAAUCAUUAUCGUUAUAGAUAUGAUAAUGAAGAAGAAUGUCCAUUCGAUAUUAUUCAUAAAUCUAAAAUCCAACAACAUUAUUUUAAUUGUCCUUAUCAAAUUACAUUUAUGCCUUCUAAUUUUAGUUAUGAUUAUAUAAAGAAUAAUAAUUCGUUUAAUAGUACUAUUAAUAUGAAUAAAUAUAAUGAUAUAAUAACAAAAUGUUUAAGAUAUUGUGAUUAUUCAACUAUUGACCUAAAAAACAAUUAUAUUAUCAUAAGUGGAAGUGAUGGUUUAUUCGAUAAUUUAUAUGAUGAUGAUAUUAUGAAAAUUAUUUUUAAUCAUUUUUAUAUUUUAAAAGAUAAAAAAUUUAUUAAAUUAAAAGAAUUUAUUAAAUUUAAUGAAGAAUAUAGAAAGGCUGUUACUUGGAUAUACAAAUCUAUAUCUAAUAGUAUAGAUAAAGAUGAUAUAUAUAAAAAACAUAUAUAUUUAUCAAAACAAUCCAGUGAUGUUUAUAAUAAAAAUUUAAUAAAAAAGAAGGAUACUAAAGAAAUAGAUAGGAAUGAAUUCAAUAAAGAUGCUACUAAAUCAAAUAAUACUACAAGUCAUUAUAUUAAAAAAAAAAGUACAUGCAUUGAUACAUCUGAGGAUCAAAAUGUAUGUAAUAAUGAUAAUAAUAUAAUAAAUUAUGAUAAUUUAAUAAAAUCUGAUGAAAAUAAUAUGAAUAAAAAUAAUAAUGAAAUUAUAAAAAAGAAAGGAAGUAAUUUAUUUUUCAAUAAAUUAUAUUCCAAGGGAAGUUUUAAUUCAAACAUGAACAAAUUAAAUUUCGUUCCAAAAAUAAAAAAAAUAUUUUCAUUCAAAGAAAAAUAUAAAUGUGAUAAAAAGGAUGAAGAUAAAUUGAAUCCUUCUUUUAGCUAUUCAUCAAAUAUUACACUUAAUAAUUCAUUUGAAAAGCAGCAAGAACAUAGUCAACAUUCUAAUUCUAUGUGUGAUAAUAAAGAUUUAAAAGAAGUGAAUAUUCCAAAAUUUGAAAGUGGUGAUACAAUAAAAAAAGAUGAAUCUAUCCAAGUUAUAAGAAAUAAUAUACAAAAUAUGAAGCAUAAUAAUAAGUUAAAUCAACAAGAUACAUUUGAUGUUAUAUCUAAAACAUAUGAUAUAAAAAAUGAUUUUUCGAUAGAUAUAGAAUUAAACAACAUAAGAUAUAAUAAAAAGAAGAGAACAUUCAUUGUUGAAAAAAAAAUUGAAGCUUCAAAUGUUUUAUGUAACUCAUCGAAUUUAAUAUUAUUUGAUGAGAACCUGAAUAUAUAUUUAAAUACCAAAAAAGCAUGUGACGAAAUUAUAGAGUUAUCUUCCAUUUUGUCUAAUCAACAGGUCAACUAUUCAUUAUUAAAAAAAAGACGAAAAAAAUAUAAUAACGAUAAGGAAAAUAAAAAGAAUAAAAAGAAAAGUUUUACUGCAAGUUUAUUUUCAAAUAUUCAAGAGAAGGAAAAAUAUUUAUUUGAUAAAAUAAACUAUGAUGAUAUACAAUCUAAUAAAUCAAAUGAUAAAAUUAUUUUAACACCUAUAUCUGAAUUUAUUUUUGAUAAAUAUAAAAAAUAUUUUAAUAUGGGCAAGCCUGAUGAUACUACGGUUAUUGUAUCUAUUGUAAAGGAAAAUAAAUAUAUUUAA
Molecule: messenger RNA, 3621 nt
Organism: Plasmodium gaboni
Lineage: Eukaryota; Apicomplexa; Aconoidasida; Haemosporida; Plasmodiidae
Exons: 1
Coding region: 1-3621 (1206 amino acids)
Source: RefSeq, a predicted model, not a curated record